Erythranthe guttata (spotted monkey flower) is the source of this 1867-nucleotide messenger RNA. It is a transcript of the gene POP2, whose product is annotated as Pyridoxal phosphate (PLP)-dependent transferases superfamily protein. Lineage: Eukaryota; Viridiplantae; Streptophyta; Magnoliopsida; Lamiales; Phrymaceae. Gene Ontology annotation, molecular function: pyridoxal phosphate binding; S-adenosyl-L-methionine:8-amino-7-oxononanoate transaminase activity. Gene Ontology annotation, biological process: biotin biosynthetic process. The record is from RefSeq and is a predicted model, not a curated record.
UUUAAGACCCCCAUUUGCAUUAUUUAAAAUCGUCGUUUUGCUGAGAGUGUGAGUCGUGCUUGCAAUCAUCUCUCUCUACUCUCUCUCUCUACUCUCUCACACACACUGAACGCGCACAGUAAUUGAUACGAUCGUACAAUUAUUGUUCAUCAGAAGAUCUUCAAUUGGAAAAAGUGACGAUGCAUCGUCUUCUUCGAUUGACUCUCAGGAACGCCAGCCAGGCUGGUUACUGCGUGAAGGAAAUUUCAGCCGGUAAAAAUUUGCCGAUAAAUGUAAUUCAACCUCCUCUACUUGCAAAAUCAUACAGUACAGAGGCAUAUUUGCAGAAGGAUCCUCCAACAACAGAUGAUAAAGGCUUCAAGGGGCAUGAUAUGCUGGCGCCUUUUACAGCUGGAUGGCAAACUACAGAUUUGCAUCCUCUAGUAAUCGAGAAGUCAGAGGGAUCAUAUGUUUACGAUACCAAUGGGAAGAAGUAUCUUGAUUCUCUUGCUGGUUUAUGGUGCACGGCUCUCGGUGGGAGUGAACCUCGUCUUGUUGAUGCUGCAAUAAAACAACUAAACACGCUGCCAUUUUACCACUCCUUUUGGAAUCGAACCACAAAACCCUCUUUGGAUCUUGCUAAGGAACUUUUGGAGAUGUUUACUGCAACUAAAAUGGCUAAGGUCUUCUUCACAAAUAGUGGAUCAGAAGCCAAUGAUUCACAGGUGAAGCUGGUUUGGUAUUACAAUAACGCUCUUGGACGGCCAAACAAGAAAAAGUUCAUUGCUCGUGCAAAAUCAUACCACGGCUCAACUCUUAUAGCAGCCAGUCUUUCAGGCUUGCCUGCACUACACCAGAAUUUUGAUCUGCCGGCUCCAUUCAUAUUACAUACUGACUGCCCUCAUUAUUGGCGCUAUCAUUUGCCAGGUGAAACGGAAGAAGAGUUCUCUACCAGAUUGGCCAAUAACUUAGAAAAUCUUAUCCUCAAAGAAGGACCUGAGACGAUUGCUGCUUUUAUAGCCGAACCUGUUAUGGGUGCAGGUGGUGUGAUACCUCCACCAGCAACUUACUUUGAGAAGAUUCAAGCCGUCAUAAAAAAAUACGAUAUCCUUUUAAUUGCUGAUGAGGUUAUAUGUGCCUUUGGAAGGCUCGGAACAAUGUUUGGCUGUGAUAAAUAUGGAAUCAAACCCGAUCUCGUCUCUUUAGCAAAGGCUCUUUCUUCGGCAUAUAUGCCAAUUGGAGCUGUUCUUAUCAGCCCCAAAGUCAACGACGUUAUAUAUUCUCAGAGCAACAAGCUUGGUUCUUUCUCCCAUGGAUUCACUUAUUCCGGACAUCCUGUAUCCUGCGCUGUUGCACUCGAAACACUCAAGAUUUACAAGGAAAGAAAUAUUCUUGAUCAAGUAAAUAAAAUAGCUCCAAGAUUUCAGGAAGGUGUGAAAGCAUUCUCCAAAAGCCCCAUCAUUGGGGAGAUACGAGGAACCGGUUUGAUUCUGGGUACAGAAUUUGUAGAUAACAAGUCGCCAAAUGAUCCUUUUCCUCCUGAAUGGGGAGUGGCUGCUUAUUUUGGAGCACAGUGCGAAAAGCUUGGGAUGUUAGUACGUGUUGCCGGUGACAACAUAAUGAUGUCACCUCCGUUUAUAAUGACUCUUGAAGAAGUUGAUGAGCUGAUAGAAAUAUAUGGGAAAGCAUUGAAAAAGACAGAAGAAAGAGUGAUCGAGCUCAAAUCUCAGAAGAAGUAAUAUUUUGGUAAUGGUGAAAAAUUUGUAAAGAACACUCGGAUCUUUUCUUUUCUUGCAUUUCCUUUCUGUUGCAAUAAUAAUUGCACAAUAACCUUUGUUUUUAUUUCAUCUUUCUCUAUUUAUCUAAGAUUGUCUUUUUUCUUAUUUAA